This is a messenger RNA of Xenopus tropicalis (tropical clawed frog), 1046 nucleotides long. It is a transcript of the gene or64j1b, whose product is annotated as olfactory receptor family 64 subfamily J member 1B. The record is from RefSeq and is a predicted model, not a curated record. Gene Ontology annotation, molecular function: olfactory receptor activity; G protein-coupled receptor activity. Lineage: Eukaryota; Metazoa; Chordata; Amphibia; Anura; Pipidae. The transcript has a single exon. The coding region runs from base 12 to 971 and encodes 319 amino acids. Gene Ontology annotation, biological process: G protein-coupled receptor signaling pathway; signal transduction. Gene Ontology annotation, cellular component: membrane; plasma membrane.
GGACAUCAGGUAUGAGCAGAAGGAGAAUGGAAAAUGUAUCCUCUGUUAGCAGGCACUUUGUCCUCCUUGGACUUGUGGAGAUGGAAGAUCUGAGAUAUCUCUACUGCAUUCUCUCCCUGUUCCUAUACGUAUUUAUACUGCUCUUGAGCUUGGGGAUUGUGCUUGUGGUUCUGACAGAAGAAAGCCUCCAUGAGCCCAUGUACAUAUUCAUAUGUAAUCUUACCUUCAACGGGAUGUUGGGGAGCAGCUCUUUCUUCCCCAAGCUGAUCAUUGACUUGUUGACUUCGUCCCAUCAGAUCUCACACGUUGGCUGCUUUCUGCAACUUCUUGGGCUCAUAACGUACGCCAUUUUUGAGAUAUCCUCAUUCACACUCAUGGCCUAUGACAGGUAUCUGGCUGUGUGUGACCCCUUACGAUAUGCCACCAACAUGACCAACGCAAAAGCCGUUAGACUCAUUGUAGGUUUCUUUGCUUUCUCCUUCUUCUCUGUCUUAGUUACUGUGAUUUUAUCUGCGAGACUUUCUUACUGUGGGACACAAAUCAAAAACAUUUUUUGUGAAAACCUUUCCCUCAUUGUCCUGUCCUGUGGGGAUUCCUCUGUCAAUAGUCUCUAUGGGAUCUUAUCGACUGUAAUUUUCUUGGUUUUCACGUUACUGAUUAUCGCUUAUUCCUACAUUAAUAUCUUUAUGGUCUGUCUGAGGAUUUCCAAGGAAGCCUGUGAGAAAGCCAUUCACACUGUGGUCACCCACUUCCUUGGCUUCUCCAUCUUCUUGGUUGGGGGGCUGUUUAUUUUUGUAAGAUUCCGACUGGGGAACAACAAUCUCCCCCUUUUUGCCCACAUUCUGCUCUCUGUAACUUUUAUAGUUUUUCCUCCUCUUUUUAACCCCCUGAUAUACGGAAUAAGGACUAAAGCACUAAGGGUAAAAAUCUUUCAUCACCUGCACAAAAUCAGUAUUUUCGCCGCUCUAUGAACAAUAAAGGUGAGACCUUAUUAUAUUAUAUUAUAUUAUAUAUAUAUAUAUAAAAUCUAGUGAAUAUUGGUGCAC